CAAGACAAGACGCCAGGUCUUGCGGCACAGCAAAGAAGCUGCAUUGUUUGGGUCGCUUUGAAUUUGUGCUGUUGAACUGGCAGUCUCCUGGUAGUUCUCGAAGCGUACACUUACUUUGAAGUAACUAGAUUACGUUGCUGACUGUUCGCUGCACAUUAGAUGGUAAAUUUUGUGCUUAACCGCAGCGCGAAGCUCAAGAGUAAAUAACUUAUCAAACGUUCUUAGCGUUUCGCCUACACCCAAACACGCUGGUUUCGCAUUUACGUAUUUUGGAAUCCUAUGAGCGAGAUGGAAAAAUCGGCUGAGGUAGAAGCAGCGAGUGAAGAGCCAGCGGUCGUGGGAUGUUCAGGUAACGAUAACGGUCCUGCCUCAGUGACGGACGCUGCAGAACCGAGCGAUCCAAAGAAGAAGGCUAAGUGGACUAAAGGCAAACGGAGGAAGAGGGCUCGUGAUGUCAAUGCUCCGGAACGACCACUCACAGGCUAUGUCCGCUUCCUGAAUGAUCGGCGGGAGGGUGUCCGAACUGCGAACCCUACGGCCAGCUUUCCAGAUGUCACAAAGAUCCUGGCCAUUGAGUGGAGCAAGCUUAGUCCCCAGGAAAAACAGAAAUAUUUGGAUGAGGCUGAGAAAGACAGGGAGCGCUACUCAAAGGAAAUGGAGCAGUACCAGCAGACGGAAGCCUACAAAACGUUCACAAAGAAGCAGCAUGAAAAGAAAGCCAAAGGUGGUGAUGUCAGUGCAGCAGCAACUACAAAUGGCACAACGGCUGAUCGCCCAUGCGGCAAGCAAGCCAAGCGGACUGCCGAGAAGAUCCCGGCUACUAGUAGACUCUACUCCGGCUUCCCGGAGACAAGUGGACACGUACGGGCCAACAGCAUUGAACCGGCACCAAGUGAAGACAGCAAGAAGGAUGAGAUACCUGGCUUCGACAUUCCAAUCUUCACAGAGGAGUUCCUUGAUCACAACAAGGGAUGUGAGGCAGAGCUCCGACAGCUGCGCAAGUCCAAUACAGAGUAUGAGGAGCAGAAUGCCAUUCUCGGCAAGCACAUAGAUACCAUGAAGGCAGCAAUAGAAAAACUUGAAGUGGAGACCGUCCAACAGAAGAACAACAACCUUGCUCUGCAGCAGCAUCUGGCCACUUUGCGCACAAACCUUGCUGCAAGUUUCUCGAGCCUGCCAUUGCCUGGAACAAAUGAAACAGCCACAUUGGACAACAUAGACAGCUAUAUGGCUAAGCUUCACAGCAUCAUCUUGGAUCGACCACAAGAGCAUGAAUCACUAAUUGCUUCUGUUCGUGAGAUCGCUAAUCGCUUGGAGUACCAAGGAUGAACACAGGCUGACAAUAUGCCACUGUUAAAUGAACUUAAGCAUUCGUGUGCUGUACAUAGUGCUUCAUUCUUACUAGAUUGCUGAACUGGCUGAUAAAAUACAUCAUCAUC
Messenger RNA from Dermacentor silvarum, 1439 nucleotides. Its product is annotated as high mobility group protein 20A. NCBI's taxonomy places the organism in Eukaryota, Metazoa, Arthropoda, Arachnida, Ixodida, Ixodidae. The coding region runs from base 280 to 1329 and encodes 349 amino acids. Gene Ontology annotation, cellular component: nucleus. The record is from RefSeq and is a predicted model, not a curated record. Gene Ontology annotation, biological process: regulation of gene expression. The transcript is spliced from 9 exons.